This is a messenger RNA of Monopterus albus (swamp eel), 1654 nucleotides long. It is a transcript of the gene acer2, whose product is annotated as alkaline ceramidase 2. The transcript has 6 exons. Gene Ontology annotation, cellular component: Golgi membrane. The record is from RefSeq and is a predicted model, not a curated record. Gene Ontology annotation, biological process: ceramide catabolic process; sphingosine biosynthetic process. Lineage: Eukaryota; Metazoa; Chordata; Actinopteri; Synbranchiformes; Synbranchidae. Bases 316 to 1149 code for a protein of 277 amino acids. Gene Ontology annotation, molecular function: N-acylsphingosine amidohydrolase activity.
AGGCAGGGGGGAAACCUCUUGCGGCGCUUUAACACUCUUUGGCCACAGAUGGAAUAACUGUCAGUGCACCGAGCGGAGCGUCACCAAAAAACAUGGACACGUGAACAGAAGCGAUCUUAAAAUGCAGCUCAGCGAGGACUUCUGUAGUAUAGCGGAUUGUCUGAUUCACAAUACGUGUCAGAUCUUAAACGUUAACAUUUGACGUGUGAUCAAGGAACCGAGAAGCAGUGACUUUUCUCGAGUGUUUUAAUCUCCAAGGCUGUCGGCGGAGUGUUGUCUGCUCUGCACUGUCCACCCGACUGAACUAGUCCAGACAUGACCAACAUAAAUCUUGUUUUCUGGGACCAGUUGCAGGCUGGCAGCUCCGAUGUGGACUGGUGUGAAGGCAAUUACCUAAUUUACCCCAGCAUCGCUGAAUUUUACAACACGAUCAGCAACAUUUUGUUUUUUGUUUUGCCGCCCAUAUUAAUGUGCUUGUUCCACCAAUAUGCAACACAUUUCAACAGUGGGAUUUACCUCAUAUGGAUUCUACUGGUUGUGGUUGGUAUUGGAUCAACUUAUUUUCAUGCCACCCUUAGCUUCCUUGGCCAGAUGUUGGAUGAGUUGGCCAUCUUAUGGGUGCUCAUGUGUGCUAUUGCCAUGUGGUUUCCCAAGAGAUACCUACCCAGGAUGUUCAGGAGGAGUCGGUCGAGGUUCAAAGUGGUCAUCGGCAUCUUGUCAGGGAUCACCACCGGGCUGGCCUUUGUUAAGCCUAUUGUCAACUCACUGUCGCUCAUGACCCUGGGCAUCCCCUGCACAGUGCUGCUCAUUACUGAGCUUAAAAGGUGUGAAAACCCACGUGUGUUCAAGCUGGGCCUAAUCUCAGGGAUCUGGUGGGCGCUGGCUCUGCUUUGCUGGAUCAGUGACAGGAUAUUCUGUGAAAUGUGGUCAUCUGUCAACUUUCCCUGCCGACACUGUGCUUGGCACAUUCUAAUUUGUCUGGCAUCCUACUUGGGUUGUGUUUGCUUUGCCUACUUUGACGUUGCAACCGAAGCCCCUGAGCGAGGACCGGUCAUCAUGUUCUGGCCCAGUGAGAAAUGGGCCUUCAUCGGUGUCCCCUAUGUCUCCUUGCUCUGUGUUCACAAGAAGUCUACUAUCAAGGUGACUUAAAGUGCCCCGAGCCUGCUGCUACACAUCUCAACAGGAUAUAUUCGGAGAACACAACAAGAAGAUACACCACCACAGCUGUGAGUCGGGCUGCAUCCUCUUGUGACUGGAUGAUGUGGGCAAUGCCAACUUUGGUCAACUGUGUGGGCUUAUCUUUUCCUUUUUCCUGCCCUGCUGUGAUCUCCGUUACACUGCAGUGUUUAUGCAGCUCAGUCAAAGAACGAGAAAUGUCACAGAGCUGCUCCGACAUGACACAGGGUGACUCUUCAAAUAAUACAGAGCUAAAGCCAAGUGCAGUGUUCCACAUCCAUUCUGAAGCUUUGCCUGAGAGAUCAUGUAAACGCUCUAAGACUGAAUGUAUUAACAUUAUGCAUUUCAGUGUUCUUUAAAGAGAAGACUUUAUACAUUUUAUAAUAACUCAGAAAACCUCAUUACAGAGCAAAUGAUAGGUGCCGUCUAGCCAUUAUAAAAACCAUGUUUAGAAAAAAUAAAUUGCUGGAUUCAUUAA